This is a messenger RNA of Trichoplax adhaerens, 1479 nucleotides long. RefSeq lists its product as uncharacterized. Gene Ontology annotation, cellular component: transcription factor TFIIIB complex. Gene Ontology annotation, biological process: RNA polymerase III preinitiation complex assembly. NCBI's taxonomy places the organism in Eukaryota, Metazoa, Placozoa, Uniplacotomia, Trichoplacea, Trichoplacidae. The coding region runs from base 1 to 1479 and encodes 492 amino acids. The record is from RefSeq and is a predicted model, not a curated record. The transcript is spliced from 6 exons. Gene Ontology annotation, molecular function: TFIIIC-class transcription factor complex binding.
AUGCCUCGGGAGAAAUUUACCCCCAAUAUUGCAUCGCGUCACAUUCGACGAUGCAAUACUACCCAUGGUAGUAAUAACACAUCAACAUCAUCAUCCAACGAUCACAAUCUAUCACCAACAACAGCAUCGCCAGAAGGAAAUACUUCCCAAUCAACAAAUGGCCAUGCAUCGGAUGAUUUCAAUCCUCAUCAGAUAGACCACCUCGAUGGGGCUACUGAAAAAGAUCAACCAUCAGAGAGUGGUGUUUCAUCCACGUUAGCAGUCAAUGAUGCUAUCCGAUCGAGAAAAGGAACUACGCCUAGCAAAACAACAACACAAGAUGUCAACGGACGAUUGCGAUCAAAGAUCAAGAAUGCAAAACCAACUCAAAAUACAUCAGGCCAAUCAAUCAAUACACAAGCAUCUCCUGGUUUAACAAGAAGAUUUCGCCAUCUCAGUCAACCAAUACUAUCGGAUAAUGUACAGACGACAAGAAAUGAUCAUUCCAAUCAAAGUAAUCCUUCCUAUACAACUGCAGGAAGAAAACGAGCCGUCCCUAGUGUAGUUACCGCAAAUGAGGUAACUCCAACUAUGGAUGAAAAUAAUGAAACCCACCUUUCACAACUCAAUGAUGCCGAUACCAACCUUAAUAAAAACAAAGAUGAUAAUUUAAUCAUCAAUAACAAUCCUAACGGAUCAUACUUUAAUGCAAACUAUCAUGAAAAUACCAAUGAACGUGACCAUCAAAAUGUAAACUUGCCAACUGGUCGAUUAACUAGGAAUCGAUUCAAUAAGGUAGAUAGCAAUUCAAGUAAGGAGAAAAGAGGACAAUCGUACCAUAACAGUAAUGAUAGCGUUGGUAAUAAAAGACGCCGACUGAAAAAGAAAACUGUGUCACAAUCUUUGGACUGCAGUCAAAUGACAAUGAGCGACUUAAUCUAUUACAACCCUUCAACAAAUCCCAUGAAACAUAAAUAUCAAGAAGCCGCUGUCGAUCCUACUGACGAUCAUGAUAUAAACGCGAUCGAGAGUAAUGAUACAAACGAAAAUGAAGAUUUCCAAGAGAAACCAGAUCGACUACCUGAUCGUGAAAAUAGAGCGCCUCAAGUUAGUAUCGGUCCUAACGGUAAAAUCAUUCUGAACGAAGAUAGUUUAGUAGUGGAAGCAGCUAGCGAAACUUAUGAAUUAGCGGCUGUAAUUGAUGAAAGUGAUGCCUUACCUACAUAUCGAUCGUAUAAGAAAAAAUCAACCACCGAUAGAUGGAAUGUUGGAGAAACAAAUAAAUUUUAUCGCGCCCUUAGUCAAGUUGGUACCGAUUUUAGCUUAAUGCGAAGACUAGUCUUUCCUAAACGAGAUAGAAAUGAAUUAAAGAAUAAAUUCAAAAGGGAAGAUAGGUUCAACAGAGAAUUAGUCAACCAAGCGUUAAGAAAGCGAUUGCCCUUAGAUACUUCCGUUUUAACAAAUUCUCCCGAAAAUGAAAAGAAUGAUGCUCAGCGAUAG